Messenger RNA from Trichoderma aggressivum f. europaeum, 375 nucleotides. RefSeq lists its product as uncharacterized. Lineage: Eukaryota; Fungi; Ascomycota; Sordariomycetes; Hypocreales; Hypocreaceae. The record is from RefSeq and is a predicted model, not a curated record. The coding region runs from base 1 to 375 and encodes 124 amino acids. The transcript is spliced from 2 exons.
AUGUCGGCCGAAGUAUCUCACGGCCGCGGCGGAGCGGGAAACAUCGAUGUCGACGACACUAAAUACGUCGACGGCGAGGUUGUGCGAUCCGGAGACGUGGGCAGCCAUGGCGACGGCGCGUUCAGUGCCGGCCGAGGAGGCGCCGGCAACAUCACCGACAUCGGAACCACAUCAGCUCAGCGCAAAGACACCGAUUUCGUCCCCGAGGCUGCUGUGAGAGCAAGCCAGGAUGUCCAGGGGUAUCACACGGGUCGCGGCGGCGCAGGCAAUGAGCAUCACGCCGAGGAGCAUCCUGAUGCGAAGCCUCGCCCCGUGGCGCCGGUUGGGCUGGCGGAUAAGCUCAAGACAAAGUUGUUUGGCGCGUUCAAGCACUGA